Molecule: messenger RNA, 4624 nt
Organism: Mugil cephalus (flathead mullet)
Lineage: Eukaryota; Metazoa; Chordata; Actinopteri; Mugiliformes; Mugilidae
Gene: bin1a
Product: myc box-dependent-interacting protein 1
Exons: 20
Coding region: 248-2185 (645 amino acids)
Cellular component (GO): cytoplasm; plasma membrane; synaptic vesicle
Molecular function (GO): tau protein binding; phospholipid binding
Source: RefSeq, a predicted model, not a curated record
CUCCUCCUCCUCCUGUGACAGGGACGCGCACAUACAGCAGCUCAAUAUCAGAGAAUACAGCUUAGCUUUCUGCGCUCACAUCCUCCUAUAGAUACAUACCAUAAGAUCACACAAUUACACUUAUCGCCGUUAUUUCCUCACUGGACAUUGAUGCAUUUUCCUCAACGGUCACCGUAGCGGUCCAGCCGAUCGUUAUUGCUUUUAUUCCCAUCCCCUCUCGCAUCCAUAGACUGAUCUACGCUACAAGAUGGCUGAGCUGAAUUUAGGGAAGGGGCUGACUGCGGGGAAAGUGGCCAGCAACGUUCAGAAAAAGCUAACCAGGGCCCAGGAGAAGGUUCUACAGAAGCUUGGCAAAGCAGACGAAACUAAAGACAUUGCUUUCGAGGAGGGGGUUAUCAACUUCAACAAACAAUAUGCUGAAGGCAGCAAACUCCAGAGAGACCUAAGAGCAUACCUGGAAGCAGUGAAAGCCAUGCACGAGUCCUCCAAGAACGUGCAGGCGUGUUUAGCUGACAUGUAUGAGCCAGAGUGGUACGGCAAGAACGAGGUGGACUCCAUCGUUGAGGACUGUGAUGUUCUUUGGACUGAUUACCACCAGAAGUUGGUGGAUCACGCUCUCAUCUCUAUGGAUACUUACCUGGGCCAGUUCCCUGAUAUCAAGGCUCGUAUAGCUAAGAGGGACAGGAAGCUGGUUGACUACGACAGCGCCAGGCAUAACUAUGCUGCGACGCAUAAGACGAAGAAAAAGGACGGGGGCAUUAAAAUCACCAAGCCGUCCUCCUUGUUGGAAAGGGCCACUCCGGGUUGGGCUCAGGGUAUCCUGUCUGCACACAACGUUGCCCAGAGCAGUCUCUCCAGGAGCCAGGCCGAAGAGGAGUUGGAAAGAGCCCAGAAGGUGUUUGAGGAGAUUAAUAUUGACUUGCAAGAGGAGCUACCCUCACUCUGGAACAGUCGGGUUGGGUUUUAUGUCAGCACCUUCCAGAGUUUGGCCGGUUUUGAGGAGAAGUUCCACAAGGAAAUAAGUCGGUUGGAUCAGGACUUGUAUGACAUCUUGGACACACUGGAAAGAACAGAUACAACCAGAAAGACAGGUAACCGUGGCACCCCGUCGUCAGGAGCGAACAGGAGUGAGAAAGAGGCGACUAACCACACUCUCAGGCCAGGAGGGCCACCCCCAAUCCCCAAAUCCCCGUCCAAGCUAAGACCAGCAGUGCCUCCUCCACCCAAGGUGACCCCAUCUAAGGAACUUAAAACCGAGAACAUUAUCAACCUGUUUGAUGCUGCAGCAACUCCAGACAUCAGUGUCACCUCCCCUACAGAGUUUGACAGUCCUGCAGUGAGCACCCUGUUGGACAUGGACCUGGACUCAUUCAGUGCAGCGACCCAAGCUUCCACAACCACACAGCCCGCAAACUGGGAUUCGUGGCCUGAGGACAGUGGUGCCCAGGAAGAAGAGACUCCGGAGUUCCAAGACCCUGUGACUGCUGCUACAGAGGCCUGGGGGGAUGACGGUUCACAGCCUGUUCGCUAUGACCCCAUAGCAGCUGCCACAGAAGGCUGGGGGGACGACGGAACCAAGCCAGUUCGCUAUGACCCCGUGGCUGCGGCUCAGAAGGGAUGGGAUGAUGAUGAUGAUGAUGAGAGCCAGCCAGUCCAUUACGACACCGUGGCUGAAGCUCAAGACGACUGGGGUGAUGACGGAAGUCAGGCAGCCGCAGCAGAGGUGCCUGCCACGGACGAUGAAACACCUGCAGAUGAGGCUCCAGCUGACGCAGCUGCAGAGGAAGCCACCCCAGCUGCUGAUGAGUUGGAUAAUGAAGAGGGUCAGGGUGAGUCUGCAGCAGCAGCUGCUGCACCAGCAGAGGAAGAGCCAGUAAUAGAAGAGACACCUGCAGAAGCACCGGAAGCAGCAGAACCAACAGAAGCAGCACCAGAAGCAGCACCAGAGCCUGCAGAAAUGCCCCCUGGCUUCCUGUUCAAGGUCCAGGUGAUGCACGAUUACGCGGCCAACGACACCGACGAACUGGAGAUGAAGGCCGGUGAUGUGGUGCUAGUAAUCGUCUUUGACAACCCCGAUGAGCAGGACGACGGCUGGCUGAUGGGAAUAAAGCAGGACGACUGGCUGCAAAACAAAGAAAACGCCGCCAAAGGAGUAUUUCCCGAAAACUUCACCCAGAGGCUGUGAAAGGGGAGGACGUCAUUCCAGCUCCCUUCUUCAUGUUUCUAUCCCUCUUGCCUAUAUCCUUUUCUCCCCUCUGAUACUGUAUCUUUACUAGGACUUUGGCCAUAGAAGCAGAGCUGUCACAGCCCUGGGUGAAAUCAUGCAUUUCUAAGGUCUGCUACACUGUGCUAAAAGUGAACCUUGGCAUUUCUGUGGAACACUUACAAUUUACAGAUGUAACCAUUUCACAGGUUUUUGUAGCAUUGUUGCCGCUCCACCAGUGAGAAAUGGUUUAGAGGUUGCGCGGUCACACAGGUUAGACACGAGGCUGGUUACCUCUGCAGUGGUUGCAACUGAAAUUGUAUGAUAACGAUUUAUCUUUGGCCAUAUCUUCCCAUAAGAGAGUCUAUUGAGAUGUGUUAAGUUGGCGUUGAGAGACUGAGAGGGGUGUUAAAUCAUCAAAAGGACGUCGCCUGUAGCAGAGUAUCCCUUACACGCAUACAGUAUAAGCCCUAUCAUCUGUUUUAUAGAGGGUGACAGGGUCUAAGUACUAAAACCAGACUGACCAAAUUGCAAAAUCACACGAGUAGAGUUUUCGCUAUCAUCAGAAUCAUUCACCCACCUCAUUGCCUGCACCUUCACCUCUGUCAAAAUGCAAAAAGACCUUCAAACACACACAAGCCUAAUCAGCCGAGCAGCACAUUUAUUCUAGUGCUGCUGUUUUCAGAUUUGUGAUCACACUCUUGACUGAGUGUCUUUUGAACACGUGCAGCCCAUCCUUUAUCCCUACUUUCAUUGUUUACUUGUGGAAAACGGGCCCUUGGUUGUUGUAUUAGUAUAGAUUCUAUGGUGGUAUAGGUGAGCGAACCUGUUGUUAAAAUCCAAAUAAAUGCAUAUACAGUUACAAGUCAUCAGACACCAGCCUAUAGUAACAGCGAAGAAUUUAACAGUUCUGGUGUAGAGUAGAAAACCUCCCCAACCUUUCAAAUCAGUCAGUUUUUAAUUCCUUGAAACUGUGUGAAGUUGUGUGGUUGUUUUUUUUUUUUCCGCAAGGGAUUCUAAAUAUGCAUUAGUCGGGCUUGCCGAUAAGCUAGCCACAAAACCACAUCGAUGAGAAGCUGCUACUGGUAGUCUACGAGUUAUAUUUAUAAAUGUGGCAACAUCCUAACACUAAUCAAAUAUAUAAAAAACUGAGCCAGCCUCAUUCGUUUAAAAAAAAACAAAAGAAAAACGUGCCGAAAAACAGUUGCAUAGAGAAACUGAAAUGCAGAUAAUUCUGAAUAUGCACCAGAGCAACUUCUUUUAUUUUUGUAUGCUGCCAAGCAAGGACUACGUAUAGCCUAUGUAACUAUGUCAACAUAAUUGCCAACCGAGGAUGUUACGGAGUGUUUUGUACUUCUAUAAGGUUUACUGCUCUCGACGUAGCCGCGCAGGUAGUUAAAAUCUAUCUCACACUCAGUCAUUCGUUCAGUCAGACUUAAAAGAGAUUCUCAUGAUGUUGUUAACAUGUAAUAAGCGUGAGAGAAUCUGUAUGUGUGUACGAUCGUGUGUGUGUGUGUGUGUGUUGUUUGAGAAACAUAAAUCUUUAUCUAUAGGCUAUUGUUAUUGGACGAUACCACCACCGUCUACCGGGAGGAUAAGGUCAUCCGUUUUACAAGACGCUAUUCUGACAGGACGGAGGCAAAACGUAUUGGGUCUUUUUCCACUGGCUGGUAUUCUGGUUCCAGGUGUUAUUGUGCAUUUGUUGUGUAUAAGUGUAAUUUUGCCAAGCUGUGAUGACAGAUACAUAUUCUAUAAAGACAUUCAUAUCUGUAUGUGAGUUACUGUGAGCAUGCUGACUUCCCAUGUGUUGUUGUGUGAACACCCUUAAUUUAAGACAGUGAUACUUGAGUCACAUUUGAGGCAAUUGAAACAAGCAAUUUUUUUAUUUAUUUAUUUUUUAACUUUAUUUUUGUUAAUCUUGAUAUAUAACGAAUGGUGGUGGGCCGUUGCAGUGUGCGUUUUACUACUAUUCUGUCUCUCUCUCCAAUCCGUCCUGAUCAUAAUUAAUGGUUGUCCAUCAGCCUUGCCUCAAAAUGUUGCUGAGUAUCGUGGUCCAAACAGAGUUAAUUAUCCGGAGACGGCGCGCAUAGAGAUACGUUUAAAGCCACCAGACUCAGGUGGACAGAUUUUUUUGUAACGGUUUUCAGUAUUUUAACCGCCAGGAUGUGCAUGAUUUUUUUCAUGUGUAUUGAAAAAGCCUCAUGUGAGAACAACACCUGCACAUGAUAGGUAAACCAAUCACUCUGACUCCUCGUUUCCAAAUUUUAAUGUAUAAAUUGGUGAAUGUUUUACCUGAGUCUGGUUCUGUAUCUGUCUUUAUGGAUCAGUCUCCUGCAGCGACGCGCUAUGGGAUAUGACAAAAAGUUUUUUUUCCUGUACCUAACUGACCAAUAAUAAUAAAAAAAAUACCUAGGAUACACA